AUGGAGGACGUCCACGCUUCGGCCGCCGCCGCCGCCAAGGCCAAUCCCGACGACAGGCAGGGCGCGGGGUCACAAGUUCCAUCCGUCGCUGCGAGACAUGUUGGUCACGAGCUUCCCUUCGUAGCUCCCUCGUCAUACCUGCGCCCAAGGCCAAACACUCGCGCCAUGCCCGAGGCUCAGCCCAAGCCCAUGAGCCCGCUCGACAAGGAGCAGAUGCAAGGACUGAGACAAAUUCGGGAUUUCCUCAAAGUUCGAACAAGUUACGAUGUUCUCCCGCUCUCCUUCAGACUCAUCAUCCUUGACAACGACCUUCUUAUCAAAAGAAGCCUCAAUAUCUUGAUCCAGAACAGUACGACGCCCGAUGCACGGCUCUUGGGGCCUGACGCAGAAGCUGACCGAACUGCCUCUCUAGACAUCGUCUCUGCUCCCAUCUGGGACUCGCACAAUUCGACCUUUGCCGGUCUUCUCACGAGUACCGAUUACAUCAAUGUGAUCCAAUACUACUGCCAAUUUCCCGAUCAGCUCAAUCAGAUCGAGGACUUCCGCCUCAAUAGGCUUCGAGAUAUCGAGAAGGCUAUCGGUGUUGUGCCCCUAGAGACUCUGUCCGUUCACCCGAUGCAGCCGCUCUACGAGGCAUGUCGACAGAUGCUCAAGACCAGAGCCCGGCGUAUACCCCUCAUCGACGUCGACGAUGAGACUGGCAGGCAGACAGUCGUCAGUGUGAUCACGCAAUACCGCAUCCUCAAGUUCAUUGCCGUCAACAACGAGAACAACACCGUCAUGCUGAAGAAGACCGUCAGAGAGAUCAGCUUGGGCACAUAUACAGACCUCGCGACGGCACGGAUGGGCAACACGGUCCUCGACGUCAUUCAUCUGAUGGUCGAGCGCAACAUCUCGGCCGUGCCCAUUGUAGACAAGGAGAACAGAGUUCGCAACGUCUUCGAGGCCGUUGAUGUCAUCCCCUGCAUCAAGGGUGGCGUCUACGACGAGCUCGAAUCAAGCGUUGGCGAUGCUCUCUCAAAACGGGCGGACGACUUCCCUGGCAUCUAUACCUGCACUGAAGAAGAUCGGCUCGACUCCAUCUUUGACACCGUGCGCAAGUCGCGCGUCCACCGCCUCAUUGUCGUCGACAAUGAGAGUCAUCUCAAAGGCAUGAUCUCGCUCUCGGAUAUUCUGAAAUACGUUUUACUGCAUGGCGAGGAAGAUGAACAUGCCUAG
Molecule: messenger RNA, 1218 nt
Organism: Thyridium curvatum
Lineage: Eukaryota; Fungi; Ascomycota; Sordariomycetes; Thyridiales; Thyridiaceae
Exons: 3
Coding region: 1-1218 (405 amino acids)
Source: RefSeq, a predicted model, not a curated record